GAAACCUAAGAAAAUAGCUGACGUAUGUUCCUGACAGAGAAACUGAAACUGAUGUUUUUUUUUUUUUUCUCUUUCCCCUCUUGCAAGUUGCCAAAUAAAACUGAGUUACUCACCAGGCAUGGCUCCCCAGCCUCAGGAGAAGAAAACGGUUUUAGAUGUUGGGACAUGGGAGCAGAUAUUUCAAGAACUGAUGCAGCAGGAGAAACCCCGGGCCAGAUGGACCCUGAAGUUGGAUAAGAAUCUCGAUCCAAACUGCCUUGCAGAAGGGUGGAAGCAAUACGAGCUGAAAGGAUUCGGCAGGUUCCAGUGUUCCUCAUGCCAGCGGAGUUGGGCUUCUGCUCAAGUGCAUAUCCUAUGUCACAUGCACCUGGAGUCCCACAAAUCCCAGGGUCAGGUGAUUAUGCGCCUCUUUGCUCAGAGGUGCAAGAAGUGUUCCUGGUCUCGAUUUGAGAACCCUGAGUUCUCCCCAGAGAGUACCAUGAGGAUUCUGAAAAACGUGGUGCUGCGUAUUCUGAAGAAAUUCUAUGACUUUAAGAAGCUUUCAGAGCUACCGAUCAUUCGGGAGGUGCCUUUGGAUGGGUCCCAUGACACGAACAAUUGUGAAGGUUGCUCUCUGGGCUUCUGCUUACUGAGAUUGCGAAACAACACAACGGAGCCAUCAGUAUCCCCGUUCUCUCCCACUGGUUCCUCAUCCCCCACUGGUGAUGUGUUUAGCCAAAGCCAAUGGAAUGGGUAUCAUUAUGUCUAUAAGGCGUCAGGGCCCAGCCACACCACUGCUGAGCCCAAACGGGAGACCAGCAGGCAGCUCACCCCAAGUUCCAACAGGCAGGCUGCACAGGGAAAUUUACAAUCCACACGGGGGACAGCACCACAGGCCCCCUGCAGGACAUACUCUGAGGUUGUCAGGAGGGUAGGACAACAGUCCACACAGCAGGCAUGCUCACAAGCCACACAAGGGGCCGGUGUGCAGGCCACACGGGGGACAGACCCGAAGACCACGUUGAGGGCAAUCCCAAAGGCUACAUCAGGGUCAGACACUCAGACUAUAGGGAGAACAGUCCCCUCUAGGUCAAACCUACAGCUCACGUGGACAGACUCUGUGGCUACACAUGGGUUUUCGGCCUCCAGUGGAACUCAAGCUGCCUGGAGAAGUUCACCCAGAAAUGUUCCAAACAGCUAUCCCAUAUACGCUCCGUUAGUGCAACAAGAUUACUUCGUUGAUGAGGAGAGAUUGAACCUGUUCUACUUUCUCUGUGGUAUUUGUAUCAUUGUCAUUUUCAUAGCCAAAUGGUUAGAAGAAGGAAGAUGGCGAUAAGCUUGUCUUCUUUUGUCUCACUUCCACGGUAAUCAAUGAACCGGUUGCCAUUUUAGUACGACACAGAACAUGCUUGCAGACCGUGCAGGGUCAAGUUUGUAAGAAUAAACACUAGUUUCCUAGAUCUCCUUAGCAGAUAGUCUAAAACAUAACCUAGCAGAUAAUGGACCCAAUAAUAAAUAUUUGAUGACUCACUAAAAGCUCUUCAUUCAUUCAUCCACUCGAUAUAUAGAUAUCGGUAUCUAUAGAUAUCGAUAGACGCCACAUCUUGACAAGAACCGAGGGUCAUGAGUGCUUUCAGAAAGUUAUUGUGGUAGGCAGAAUAAUGACCCCCCAAACUUAUCUGUGUCCUAGUUCCCAGAAUGUGUGCAUAUGCCACAGGCAAAAAGGACUUUGCAGGUGUGAUUACUUUAAAGAUCUUGAGGGGUGCCUGGGUGGCUCAGCCGGUUGAGCGUCCGACUUCGGCUCAGGUCAUGAUCUCACAGCUCGUGAGUUCCAGCCCCCCGUCGGGCUCUGUGCUGACAGCUCGGAGCCCGGAGCCCGCUUCGGAUUCUGUGUCUCCCUCUCUCUCUGCCCCUAACCCCCUCGCAUUCUAUCUCUGUCUCUCUGAAACAUAAAUAAACAUUAAAAAAAAUUU
This is a messenger RNA of Panthera uncia (snow leopard), 1952 nucleotides long. It is a transcript of the gene RTP4, whose product is annotated as receptor transporter protein 4. The coding region runs from base 119 to 1315 and encodes 398 amino acids. The record is from RefSeq and is a predicted model, not a curated record. Gene Ontology annotation, cellular component: cytoplasm. Gene Ontology annotation, biological process: protein targeting to membrane; detection of chemical stimulus involved in sensory perception of bitter taste; protein insertion into membrane. NCBI's taxonomy places the organism in Eukaryota, Metazoa, Chordata, Mammalia, Carnivora, Felidae. Gene Ontology annotation, molecular function: olfactory receptor binding. The transcript has 2 exons.